This is a messenger RNA of Hibiscus syriacus, 848 nucleotides long. Its product is annotated as zinc finger protein CONSTANS-LIKE 1-like. Gene Ontology annotation, molecular function: protein binding. Gene Ontology annotation, cellular component: nucleus. The record is from RefSeq and is a predicted model, not a curated record. The coding region runs from base 12 to 785 and encodes 257 amino acids. Gene Ontology annotation, biological process: regulation of flower development. Lineage: Eukaryota; Viridiplantae; Streptophyta; Magnoliopsida; Malvales; Malvaceae. The transcript is spliced from 4 exons.
ACAUUCUUCAAAUGGGAUUCAUGGGAACGAUUGAUUAUGGCUUACUGUUUGAUGAUCUUCCUUGUGACUCUUCUUCUUCAUCUGGUUAUGAUCUUCAAGCUUUGUUGAACAGCAAUGGGAACCAACAACAAAACCCAGACCAAUCGGUUUCUGGGUUUUCGCUUCCUCCAUCCCCUACGACGGACCAGCUUGAAAAUCGCGGCCUUUAUCAAGCAAGCCAGUUUCAAUCUCCGUCGUUUAGUGGAAAUUCUGACAAAGGGUACCAGGAUUUCUACGGGUUGGAUUGUUUGGAAGUGAACAAGGAAGAAUCGAAGGUGGAUAUCGGUACUGUUUACCAUGACGAAAAUGUAGAAAAUUCACAAACUUUAAGCUUGCCGGAGAACAACUUUUUCUCUGGACAAAUGACGAAUGUCUUCAACAAUGGAGAUUCCGAGAACUCGUUCAUGGAGGAAUUACCUGGGUUUAAAGUAGGACGUUACAGCCCAGCAGAGAGACAAGAGCGGAUUUCAAAGUACAGAGCAAAACGUAAUCGGAGAAACUUCAACAAAACAAUUAAGUAUGCAUGCCGGAAAACGGUAGCCGACAACCUUCCCCGUAUACGUGGCCGAUUCGCGCGUAACGAUGAAACUGCCGAGAUUCCGAAAGCUGCAUGUUCAACCAGAGAUGAACAUCAGUAUGAAUCAUGGACAUUGCCUGAGGUGGGAGAUGAAAUAAUGGCAAAAGGAACAUUUAUGAACAGUUUCAGCUUACAUCAGUUUGGAUACCAUCAACAUGGCCGCUUCUGAAGUUCUAUUUUCUCUGAAGAAUGCAUUUGUUUCAGCUACGGAUGAUUUUCAGGAAAAAAAAAU